CUGAUAGGCAGCACUGACUGGCACUGAUAGGUGGCACUGACGGGCACUGAUAGGUGGCACUGAUUGGCAGCACUUAUAGGCGGCACUGAUUGGCAUUGGUAGGUGGCACUGACUGGCACAGAUGGGUGACAUUGAAUGGCAGCUCAGAUGGGCACUGAUAUGUAGCAUUGAUGUGGCACUGAUGGGCACUGGCACGUGGCACUGAUGGGCACUGGCACGUGGCACUGAUGAUCACUGACAGGUGGCACUUCUGGGGCCACACUGAUCAUCAGGGAACACUGAUCAUCAGUGCCCUGAUGAUCACUCGAGAGGAGAGAAAUGCCGAUAACCGGCAUUUCCCGUGUUUACAUGUGAUCAGCUGUGAUUGGACACAGCUGAUCACAUGA
Molecule: messenger RNA, 386 nt
Organism: Staurois parvus
Lineage: Eukaryota; Metazoa; Chordata; Amphibia; Anura; Ranidae
Source: the annotation of a GenBank genome assembly